Molecule: messenger RNA, 5538 nt
Organism: Emericellopsis atlantica
Lineage: Eukaryota; Fungi; Ascomycota; Sordariomycetes; Hypocreales; Bionectriaceae
Product: Sec1-like protein
Exons: 8
Coding region: 1-5538 (1845 amino acids)
Biological process (GO): vesicle-mediated transport
Molecular function (GO): oxidoreductase activity; protein binding
Source: RefSeq, a predicted model, not a curated record
AUGGCUCCACGCACAGAGUUCAGUAUCGAUCAAUUGCGCAACAAGGCUCGCAAGGACCUGCUUUACUUGCUCGAGGGUGUCCGGGGUAAGAAGAAUGUGGUCCUUGAUCGCAGCCUCGUCGGUCCGGUUGGGACCAUCGUCAAGGUCUCGACACUCCAGGAAUACGGCGUCGAUAAGUUUUUCGUCCUCGAGAACGACAAUGUCGACUCAACACAGAGCAACGUGGUGUUCAUCGCGCGAGGAGAAUGCGGGCGUCAUGCAGAGACGAUAGCAGCUCAAAUAAAGCGGGUGCGACGCGAAAGUCAGAUCGGCCACGAGUUUCACAUCUUCUGGGUUCCACGACGAACACUCGUAUCCGAUCAGUUGCUCGAGGAGGCUGGCGUCCUAGGUGAUGUCAACGUGUCAGAGCUGCCGCUUUCUUUCUUUCCCCUGGAGAAGGAUGUCUUGUCACUCGAAUUGGACGACGCCUUCCAAGAUCUAUAUCUCUCGAAAGACAUUACGCCGAAUUUCCUCGUGGCAAAGGCCCUCAUGGACAUACAGACCAGCCACGGGCUGUUCCCGCGGAUAAUAGGCAAAGGAGACAACGCCAAGCGAGUUGCUGAUCUGCUUGUGCGCAUGCGACAGGAGGCUCUCGCUGGCGAAGACUCAACCGAGGCCAGUCGGGCGGGACUGACACCGAGUACAACGAACGAAGGUGUCAUUAUCAUUGAUCGUGAGGUCGAUUUCGUGACGCCAUUGCUCACGCAACUUACAUACGAAGGUCUCAUCGACGAAGUCUUCAAAAUCCAGAACAACCAGACCAAGGUCGACACAACCAUUGUUGGAGCGCAGGCCCAGUCCUCUGCAACAACGUCACAAGCCCGCCAGCAAACCGUCCAACUCGAUUCGAGCGACAAUCUAUACGAUCAAUUGCGCGACGCCAAUUUCGCCAUUGUCGGUUCAUUGCUAAACAAAGUUGCUCGCCGGCUAGCUGAGAUGCAGUCGGACUACGAGGGAAAGCAUAAGCAAAAGAGUAUCGCGGAGCUCAAGGAAUUUGUCGGGCAGCUCCCGGCAUAUCAACAGGAACACCGGAGCGCGCGCAUUCAUACAGGCCUGGUAGAAGAGAUUAUCAAGCAUACACGCAGCGAUCAGUUCAGAGGAUUGCUCGAGGUACAGCAGAACCUCGCGGCUGGUGCAGAUCCCUCUACGCAGUUGGAGCGUAUCGAAGAACUAGUGGCGCGGAAUGCACCUCUCCGCGAAAUCCUGAGGCUACUCUGCAUCUACUCGUGCAUAUCGGGAGGUAUCAAGCCUCGGGACUUUGACCAUUUUCGAAGGUUGAUCCUGCAAGGAUAUGGGCAUCAGCAUCUGCUGACGCUGAACAACCUGGAGAAGCUGCAACUCUUCUUGUCGCGAUCAUCGUCACUUGCCAACAUGAUACCCGUGGCAGGCAAUGGCAAUGGAACCAAGACCAACUACUCGUAUCUACGUAAACAGCUGCGGCUCAUCGUGGACGAGGUACAGGAGGACGACCCGAAUGACGUGGCCUACGUCUAUAGCGGCUACGCUCCGCUGUCUAUCCGACUUGUACAGUGUGUCCUUCAGAAGCAGUACUUAUUGAACGCGACAAAGGGUGGCACUGGCGGCGGGUCUGGCGGUGUGGCCUCGGGCGUAGGUUCGCAGGGCUGGCAUGGAUUCGACGAUGCAGUGAAGCAUGUUCGCGGACAAACUUUCUACGAGCACCAGAAAGGCGAGGACAAGGCCGUCAAAGCGCGAGCUUUGUUGUCUGGAAACGGGAGCCGGCAGACGAUGUUCGUGGUUUUCGUGGGUGGUAUCACGUUCACUGAGAUUGCUGCCCUGCGCUUCAUCGCGAAGCAGGAAGAGAUGUCAGGCCGGCGAAACAUCGUCAUAUGUACAACCUCGAUCAUUAGCGGAAACCGAAUGAUGGAUGCAGCCCUCGAGACAGGCUCCUUCGCGAAAGAGCAGCCGGUCGCUUCGGCGAUCAUGUUGCCGUUGGGAUGUAACAUUGAAUCCGAAUCGACGGAGUCGGAAUUCUGGAAUUUGUGCUCCUGCAUCGCCGAGGAAUUGACUUACUCUGUGCCAAGGGUCAGCAACAGCAGCAGCCAACGAAACCAUCAGCCAUAUGUUAUGAGGCAUCAUACGAUCAAUGCAACAAGACGUCGUCCAUUACGACCUACGUUUCUUCCGAUGGCGGCAACAGCCCCAGAUCAUACAUAUGAGGGCCUCGGUACGACCGAUGAGAACGCUCGUGUCUGGAAGGCAAAUUGCUCCACCGCAAAUUCGAACCAUCAUCACGCGGCUCACCCUACGAGUCCAAUGCCAUCCUCAGACAGCCAUGCGCGCCAUAUCCGGGCAUCAUCGCCUCACAGCUCGGCAUCGUCUGUGCUCUCGGAAGUCGACGUCGAUGCAUUGUCCGACAUCCGAUCCGUGAAUAUCGAUAGUGACGAGGACAUGGACGACGUGGGGUUCGAUGAUGUAGACGGCGGAGAGGACGAUGAGGCUCUGGGGAUGGUCUCAUCAGCCAUGGAUAUCAGCGGCAACGAAGACGAGGAAGGUGACAAUUCGCACAACAACGAUAUCGCACCCCAGAACUCGGUCGACGGUGUCGUAGACUCAUUCGGGUCGUCUUAUUCGGAUAUUUCAGAUAUAUCUUCGGUGCCGUCAGACAUCUCCAGCAAGGCUACAACCCCUGUAGAUGCAGAGGGCGCUGAGGAUCAUCGGGAGGAGGAGGAGGAGGAGGAGGAGGAGGAGGAUGACGGCGGUGACGAUGAAGAGAGCCGCGAGGACGCUUCUCAAACCCCGACCACCACGUACCGCCCGUCGUACCACCACGACAUCGACCGCCUCGCCUUCAACGUCCGCGCAAAAUCAUCGAUCCCUACCGAUAUUUCCUCACAGCAAUAUGCCUCUGAAUGCAUUUGGGCUGCCGAGACGUCGAGACUCAAUCCAUAUGCUCUACAUCCCGAGGAGUAUCUUUUGUUCCGACAUCACAUUUCACACGCUCAAGUAACGACGUACCUCAAUAUCCGCAACGGCAUUUUGCGUCUAUGGUUAAAAAACCCUCGCACAGGCGUGACGCGCAAGGCUGCCAUAGGAUGCGCCAAUGCUCGUUGGUUCGAUGCUGCAAGUGUGUGCUAUGAUUGGCUUCUUCGGAGGGGUCACAUCAACUUUGGUUGUGUGGACAUCCCCAGUUCAGGCCGUUCUUUCACCGGGGAACCCCCGGCCAAGAAGGCCAAGACUGUCGCUGUGAUCGGGGCUGGCUUCUCGGGCCUUAGUUGUGCCCGCCAGCUGGAGUGUCUUUUCAAACAAUAUGCUGAUCGCUUCCAUGACCGUGGGGAGGAGCCACCUCGCGUGGUUGUGAUCGAAGGCCGAAGCCGGGUCGGCGGUCGAGUGUAUUCUCGAGAGUUAAAAACACGUCCAGAGCAAAACAAUCCGGCUUUUGCCAACAAGCGGCAUACAGCUGAGAUGGGCGGCAUGAUCAUCACCGGAUUCGACAGAGGCAACCCGGUGAAUGUUUUGGUCAGAGCUCAGCUUGGCCUGUCGUAUCGUGCGCUCACGCCUGACACGACGAUUUACGACAGUAAUGGGAAGGCGGUCGACAUAGAUCGGGAUCAACAGGCUGAACAGCUCUACAACGACUGCUUGGACAGGGUGAGCGAGUUCAAGCACCUGUCACAGCCCUCCAAACUCAUUGAGGGCAACAGUGACCUCAUCGAGGAGGGACGUGACAGUCCUGGCGACGGCAGCCGGACGAUCAUGCAGGCCGAGAAGGCAGCCGCCGCGUUACCCCAUGCAUUACCCAUCUCAAAGCAGAGCGUGCCGGAUAAGGUGAACAUGGUGCCCGUCUCCUCUGACAGGGUGACUGGGCGCGUCCACAUGCAGCCUGGUGUUGCCGCAACACUAAAAGCUACAGAGAAGGCAAAGAUGAUGGGGUGGAAAGUCAAGGCUGGUUCUCACGAGAACGACAGCAUUGACUUGACAGCCGCUGCUCAAGAGGAUGAUGCCACACUUGGCUCCGUUCUCGACCACACAAUAACGCAAUACCAGAACUUUUUGGACCUGAGUCCUCUGGAUCUGAGACUUCUCAACUGGCAUAUCGCCAAUCUUGAGUACAGUAACGCAACCAGCCUUCAUCUGCUCAGCCUCCCUCUCUGGGACAUUGACGCUGGCAAUGAAUGGGAAGGGGCACACACAAUGGUCGUUGGUGGAUAUCAGAGUGUCGCCCGUGGAUUACUGCAAUGCCCAACUCCACUCGAUACCAGGAUGCAGCACCCUGUUGAAUCAAUCAAGUACAACAGUGCUGAUCCUCAGGAAGGCUACGCCACAAUCGUGUGCGAAGAUGGGACCGUUGUGGAGGCUGACAGUGUUGUUUGCACAAUACCACUCGGUGUCCUCAAGCGAAACACUAUCAAAUUUGAACCUCCAUUGCCCUCGUGGAAGCAGGGCGUCAUCGAUAGGCUUGGGUUCGGGAUCUUGAACAAGGUCGUGCUGGUGUACAACAAGAUCUUUUGGGACGCUGAUCGAGACAUUUUUGGCGUUCUUCAAAAUGCCCCUGCCCGUAGCAGCACCGCCCAGCAACAUUACGAAUACAACCGCGGCCGCUUUUUCCAAUGGUUCAAUGUCACGCAUACUACGGGUUUGCCGUGUCUCGUUGCGCUGAUGGCAGGCAAAGCUGGUUUCAAGACUGAGUGUACGGACAAUGCCUCUUUGGUCUGGGAAGCUACCAAUGUCCUACGCAGUAUCUUUGGCAACGACGUGCCAUAUCCUGUUGAAGCUGUGGUGACCAGAUGGGGCUCUGAUCGCUUUGCCAGGGGCAGCUACUCAUCAGCUGCCCCUGGUAUGAAACCAGGCGAUUACGACGCCAUGGCCCGGCCCAUUGGCAAUUUGUUCUUUGCCGGCGAGCAUACCAUCGGCACACAUCCUGCUACAGUGCACGGAGCGUACCUGUCGGGUCUGCGAGCUGCUUCUGAGGUCCUGGAGGAAAUGCUUGGUCCGAUUGAGGUGCCGACGCCACUGGUCCUCCCCAAAGACUCACUACUCCUUCACAAGCGGAAUCAAUCGGCUCUUGAUCCACGCCGGGCUCGUUUGGAAUCUUACGAGCUGGAUGUUUGGGCUCAUGUCCGCUCCAAGAUUGGAGAGCGGCCUGUGGCUCCUCCCAAGGGCGCCGUGACUGCCUUCAGCCUGUACAGCAGGCAACACUACGAUGAGGUGAAGGCAAAGUGCGAGACGAAUCGCAAACCAGGCAAGACUCGCUCCAUUGGCAACGAGGUCCGGAUGAAGUUAGCCAAGAUGUGGAAGGCGACAUCGCCAGACGAGCGCGAGCCAUUUGAAGAGCAGAUCGCCGAGAGCAAACGUCUCCAUGCCGAGGCCAUGCAGAAGCACAAUCAGCUCUGCGAGAAAUGGGACCAAGAGGCUUCUGAGCUGCGGAGCGCAUAUGAGAAAGAAAAUCCCAGUGUGCCCGGACCAGAGGAGCUGAACAGCGAGAGCUCGACUCCCAACAAGUUCCGACGUGCAAAGCCAGUUAGCUAUGCCGAGACCUGA